CCGAGAAUUGACAGGAGUACAGAACUUUGAGGCAGAAACCAUUUGCAAUGCUGAACCGUUAAAGGGAAACAAACUUAUAAAUUCCAUUGGGAAUCUUCUAUUUCACGCGAAUUGAUUUAGAAAACACUUUUAGUUCAGUGUUCUGUGUCCUUGAAAAGUCGACUCCAAUUUGAAGCGGAGCCUAUCGUGCGAGUGUGUUUAUGGCAUUCUCUUCCAACGACUCAGUGCCAGUGCUGAUAAGAGUGUCUGCAGUGAAACAACGAAAACAGAAGCAGAGCGAUGUCGCUGAACGUUCCGUUCGUGAAGUUAAAUAAUGGGCAGCAGUUCCCCAUCUUCGGCCUUGGCACAUGGAAAUCUAAGCCCGGCGAAGUGACGCAGGCUGUGAAGGACGCGAUCGACGCCGGGUACCGGCACAUCGACUGCGCGCACGUGUACGGCAACGAGGCGGAAGUGGGAGCCGGCAUUAAGGCCAAAAUUGACGAAGGCGUGGUGAAACGCGAACAUCUCUACAUUACAAGCAAGUUAUGGAAUACUUUUCAUCGUCCCGAUCUUGUAGAACCAGCGAUCAGGACGUCUUUGAGAGAUCUCGGAUUGGUACAACUGGAUUUAUAUUUAAUACACUUCCCGCAUGGCUUUCAGGAAGGUGAAAGUCUGUUCCCAGAAAAAGAUGGGAAAACUCUUUACAGUGAUGUGGACUAUGUUGACACCUGGAAGGCCAUGGAACAAUUAGUGAAGAAGGGGCUCACCAAGUCCAUAGGCGUCUCCAACUUCAACCACAAACAAAUCAACCGUGUUCUAGAAGUUGCAGAGAUCAAACCUGUCACGAACCAGGUCGAGGUGCAUCCUUAUUUAAACCAAGAAAAGCUUAUCAAUUUCUGCAAAAGCAAAGACAUUGUGGUGACGGCAUACAGUCCACUAGCUUCACCUGAUCGCCCUUGGGCAAAACCCGACGAUCCCCAGUUGCUGGAGGAUCCUAAGUUAAAAAAUCUUGCAGUAAAAUACGGUAAAACGCCUGCACAGAUUCUUUUGCGAUAUGGGGUUCAGAGAAAUCUGAUAACAAUUCCCAAAUCAGUAACAAAGUCACGCAUUGUACAGAACAUUGACAUUUUUGAUUUUGAUAUUUCUGAAGAAGAUAUGAAAUUAAUCUCUUCUUUCGACUGUAACGGCCGAGUAGUUCAUGUCAAUUGGUUUGCUGAUCAUAAGUACUACCCAUUCCAUCUUGAUUUCUGAAGAAAUUCUUCAACCCUUUAGAAAAUAUUUUUUUUAAAUAUUAUAUUUCUUGGAUAAAGCAAUAGUCGAAGUUAUUUAAGGAAUUACCACGAAUAAUUGAAAAUAAAGUUUAAAUAUUUGCCAAAUUAUGAUUUAUUAUUAAUGUUACCUAUUGUUUCUUUGAAGGA
Messenger RNA from Gryllus bimaculatus (two-spotted cricket), 1397 nucleotides. NCBI's taxonomy places the organism in Eukaryota, Metazoa, Arthropoda, Insecta, Orthoptera, Gryllidae. The record is from the annotation of a GenBank genome assembly.